AUGUCCACCAUCAAUCCAUCCUUCCAAGAGGCCAUUAAGGUCACUCCCCAAGGUUCCAACAGAUACAGCGCCUUCCUUCGACCAGAAUGGUGCAUUGGAACCGUGCCACACGGUGGCUAUACAACAGCCGUAAUCUACCAAUUAACCCUAACGCAUUUCGCGCACGUCCACCCAAAUCAAUACAAAGGCCCCGCAUCCCCGAUCUCCAUCCAACUCUCCUUCCUACGACGUACAGCCUCAGGCCCCGUCACUUUCGAAGUGGAAGAUGUCAAGAUCGGCCGUCGGACCAGCACGAUCCACAUCAAGCUGUUGCAGGCCUCGGAAACAAACCCCGACCAGCUAGAGGUCAAGCUAGCCGGCUAUAUCACCAUCAGUCCACCUGAGGCUGAAGUCGGUUUGAGUGCGACCACAGGAUGGAAGCCUCUCCCAGCUCCGGCAGCGGGAUCGCGUGCCGACGGGUCCGUUGAUCUGGCGGCACUGGGUCGGACAGGCAUUGACGGCGCUUGGACGAAGCUUCAGCCAGCUUUCCCCGAUUUCCGUAAAGCUGCGGCGCAGAUUGAGCUGUUUGGCCCUGGAAAUGGCGAGGAGCAAAGGAAGCGCUCGGGCAAUUUGAAUAUUGAUCAGUGGGCUAGGUUCCGGCCCGGGGGUGAUGUUAAUGGUCGCUGGACCGAUGCUGCGGUGGGAUUUCUUCUUGACAUGUUCCCCAUGGCUCUGGAUAACAUUGAUGCCAUGUUUGCUACAGCUGCGGCUAAAGAGAGUGGGUCUCCAGUUGUUGGGAAGAAGGCGAAGACUUGGUAUCCUACUGUUACGCUCAGUGUGGAUAUGAAGAAGCAUCUUCCUGCCGAGGGAGUGGAGUGGCUUUAUAGUCGAGUUGUUGUUAAGGUUAUUAAGGAUGGACGGACGGAUCUGGAGGUGACGGUCGUUGAUGAGGCUGGGGAUGUCAUUGCGGUGAGUACACAGAUUGGAUUGGUUGUUAGUGCUAGUCGGAAUGUUGGAACUAGGAAGAUGGAGAAGCUGUAG
Molecule: messenger RNA, 1020 nt
Organism: Penicillium coprophilum
Lineage: Eukaryota; Fungi; Ascomycota; Eurotiomycetes; Eurotiales; Aspergillaceae
Product: thioesterase family protein
Exons: 2
Coding region: 1-1020 (339 amino acids)
Source: RefSeq, a predicted model, not a curated record